This is a messenger RNA of Monodelphis domestica (gray short-tailed opossum), 3628 nucleotides long. It is a transcript of the gene CD2, whose product is annotated as CD2 molecule. Lineage: Eukaryota; Metazoa; Chordata; Mammalia; Didelphimorphia; Didelphidae. Gene Ontology annotation, biological process: positive regulation of type II interferon production; cell-cell adhesion. The record is from RefSeq and is a predicted model, not a curated record. Gene Ontology annotation, molecular function: signaling receptor binding. Gene Ontology annotation, cellular component: membrane.
CAAGCUGAGUGGCAAGAAGAGAGCACUGGGUAGCUGGAACUUUAGAUUACAAAUGUAGAAGAGCCAGAAAGAGGGAGCAGUGCUUGAGGUCCUACUGGAGGUUGCCAUUUCUCUCUUUGUCAUAUCGUUGGCUACUCAAGUUGAAGAUGAAUUUUUUAGUCGCCUACCUGAUUCUUUUGUUUUUUCCCCCAAGAGGAGCCAUGACAGAAGACAAUGUUGUUUGGGGUGCACUGACUCAGUCCAUCUCUUUGGACAUUCCUCAUUUCCAGCAGGAUGGAGGAGCAGAUGACAUACGGUGGUCUAAAGGACAGACUGUGAUUGCAAUGUUAAAACAGAAUGAACUUUUUUUCCUGAAAGAUAAUACAACCUAUGAGAUAUCUGCCAAUGGAACUCUGAAAAUUAAAGAGCUGACCAGUUCAUUUGAGGGCAUCUACAAGGUGUCAGUGUAUCAUAAAAAUGGAACAAACCUGUUGGAGAAAACAUUGGCUUUGCGGGUGAUGAAGGCUGUUUCACAGCCAGUAAUGACAUGGGACUGCACCAAAAGGAGCGUGGUUUGUGAGGUGCAGAAUGAGACGAACGCCGAGCUGACUUUGUUUGACAAUGGGACACAGCCUCUGAAGAAGGGGACCGUGAAAAGUGAGGAAAUGAGGCUCAAGUACACCUGGCCAAAUCUUCCCCCAUGGCAGUUGAGAUGUGUGGUGAAAAACAAAGCCAGUGAGAAGGAGGUGGUGGUUCAAAACCCUUGUACAGAGAAAGUCCUGGACAUUUAUCACAUCCUGAGUAUUUGUGGAGGUGGGAUGAUUCUGUUAAUCUUCUUGCUUCUGCUCAUUUUCUGUUUCCAGAGGAGGAAAAAACAGAAGACCAAUGAUCAGAAUCUGGAGAUUAAUAUCUCUAGAGUAAAUAAAGAAGAGAGAGGUCGAAAGCUUCAUCAGAAUCCAGAUCAACGUCCACAAGUAUCUGGUGGUCGCCAUCCUCAGCAUCCAAGUGGCCACUGUCCCCAGGCACCUGGUCAUCAUCUCCAGGUACCUGGUCACCGUCCCCCUGUUCCUUGUCAUCGUCCGCAGCAGCAGCAACAGAAGCAGAAAAGGCCUUCUCCGAAAGUCCCGCAGCAAACUGGCCCUCCUUUGCCUAGACCUAGAAAUCAGCCAAAGCCUCCUCACCAAGAAAAGGGGAAAUGAUAAUUAUUUCUCCUGAGGAAGUUUCCUCUUUGGUCCAUCUGUGAAUAUUUGUAAAAAGAUCGUUCCAAAUAAACAAUACUGCAGUUUUCCCUCUUCAUGGCACAAAUUCCUAUAAGUGUUUUCGACUGUUGGGCUAAUACUUUUCCCAAGUAUCACUGACCAUGGACAGUGACUGAGUACAUAUCUACUCUUUUGUAAGGGAGAAUGAAAUAAUAUCAAACUAUGGGAAUCAAACUGGCCCAGGGAAUCGUGGUCUCAUGGUAGAGCUCCUUCAGUGUCAAGGGAGAGAAAAGCUGUUAAGGUUGUGACCAUUAAGAGGAUGGAUCAUAGGGACCAUUGAGUGGGAGCUGGAAGGGACCUCAAUGACCAAGCAAUUCUUGCCUUUGACAAGAGAAUUCUUUGGUGUUUUCUUGUUCAGUCCAAUGAUCCAACAAAUAAGAUGCUUUGCUGGGUACCAGAGUUAUAAAAAUCAACUGAAAAAUGGUCUUUGUCCUUAAGGAACUUAGAUCCUCCUGGGUUGCUACCACACACAAAUAAGAUAAAUGAAGUACAUUGUCAUUUGAGGAAGAGAAAACCAACAACUAAGGCAAGAAGGGGUUCUUUGCCUUUUCUGUGGCAUGGACUCUUUAGCAGUCUCUUUUGGAAGCCUGUGGAUUCUAUCUCAGUAUGAUGCUUUUAAAUUUAUAAGAUAAAUUGAAAUGGAUGAGAGAUCAAUGAUAUUGAAAUGGUGAUUAACAAAUUAAGAAAAACAAAUAAGUUCAUAGACCACAAAUUACAAACUCUUAAACCAAAGAUAUCAAAAAAUACUUCUCCUAAGAGAUUGUAUAGGAACCAAGCCUUGAAGGAAGCUAGGGAAUAAUGGAUAUUGUUUUUUUUUAAAAAAAAAAAGCUUUGCUGGGCCAUACAGAUGUUGUGAAUAUGUGUGACUAAAUUAAAUUGGUCUCCUCUUGAGGUAUUUGUGUUUAUCUACUCUUUUGUAAGGGAGAGAGAAAUAAUUGCUGUGAUAUUGUCUACUUCUUGUCAGCCCUCAGUGUUAACUUUAGAAUAAAACUGAGAUAGGUCAGGUUUAUAUAACAGGAGAAGAAUCAAACUGGGACCCUAAAGUCUAAUCAGCACAGGUCUAUAAUAUCUCCCCUCACCCACACACAUCAACGACUGUGGAGAAUGUCUAAUUCAACCCCCUCAUUUUACUGAUGAAGAAACCAAGGCCCAUUGAGAUGAAGUUACUUGCUCAAAUAUAGGUAGAAAGGAGGAGAAAUGAUAGGGAUCAAAGCUUUGGCUCUAUAGGGAUCAUGAAGGCCAUCUGGUCCAACUGCCUCAUUUUAUAGGUGAGGAAACCAAGACCCAGACAAGUGGAUUUGUCUAGGGUCAUACAGGUAGUAAUGAGUACAUUUGGGAAUUGAACCUACAUGUACCAGUUCCAAAUGCAAUGGUCUUUCCAUUGUACCAUAUUGUUUCUUGUGAACCAAUCGAAGUCCACCCUGGACUAGAGGGCAGUAGCAAGAAGCCAGUAAGAUGGCUUGCACAAUAGCAGGGAUGAGAAAGAAUUUGGCUCCAUCAAAUAACCUUAACGGGUCAUUAUCAAAGGUCACCCGAAGGGCAUGCAGAGAGCUCUGGGCUCGUCUAUGCCCUCUACAUGCUUCUACCUAUUCCCAUAUGGGACUUGAUAUUGAAACACCCUGGAUCAGAAAGGAGAGAAAAAACAGGAAAGAGCGAGAAUUGUCAGUUAAAGUUCUAAAAUGGAGACAAUGAGGUAGGUUCUUUGAAACAAGUGGUGUGAUAAUUGUGGCCCCAUCUCUCCCUGGGUUUCUCAGACUUGUUCAGCCUUGCCAGGAAACGCUGAGGUGUAAACCACAAACUCUGCCUCGAACCUAAAACUUCCUGUAAGAGCCCUAGUAUGUGUUGAACAGCUUUGCCCACUUCAUAUGUUUCCAGUUUGAACAUCUGGAGUCAAUUGGUAAAAAGUGAAAACUCCUCAUUUAUUUAUUUGGAAUGCAAAGACAGAAUCAACAGGAUUAAGCCAACCAUCUACUCAGCUAGAGACAAGAUAGUCAUAGAUACUUCCCUUUUCUUACAUUUGAGCAAUGUAGAAGAAUCCCCUCCUUCCCUUGAGACCAGAUCAAGUAUUAUCUCCAUCAGAAAGUCUUUCACAUCAGCCUACAGCAACCUCUCUUUCCUCCUCUGAACAUCUGGAUAUCUGUACGCCAUUAGUAUAAAAGGCAUAUAGUCAGUGCUUAAUAAAUGCUCGUCAAUUAAUUGAUUCGCUAUCUAAUACUGUAAGCAUUUCUUUUUUGGUGUAUAUUUCUGGUCUAUCGGGUUGAACUGUAACUUCCCAGAGUAUUGAGUAUCUUCUAUGUUUGUGUUUGCCCACGUUGCCCAGCUUAAUAAAUCUAAAUAUGUGUUGUAAUAUGUGAGUAAGCAUGGUUCAUAAGAAGUAAAAACUGUAAUAC